Molecule: messenger RNA, 4000 nt
Organism: Columba livia (rock pigeon)
Lineage: Eukaryota; Metazoa; Chordata; Aves; Columbiformes; Columbidae
Gene: SUSD3
Product: sushi domain containing 3
Exons: 5
Coding region: 140-943 (267 amino acids)
Cellular component (GO): plasma membrane
Source: RefSeq, a predicted model, not a curated record
GGCUCCCGCGGGACGGCGGCCGCCCCCACCCCCGGCCCGGCCCCCAGCACCCCCGGCCCGGCCCCGGCGGCGGCGGAGGGAGGGCGGAGGCGGGCGCGGGCUGCACCUGCCGGGCGGCGCGGCGGGGCUCGGCGGAGCAAUGCCGGCAGCCACGGCGCCGGGGCUGGACGUGCCCCGGACCCCCGCGCCCGGGCGGGACAGCGGCGGACCCCGCGGAUACACAGCGCAGUGCAGCCACGUCGUGCCCCCCCAGCUCGGCACGCUGCAGAUCCUGCACGGCAACGGCACGGCCGUGGGGACGGUGAUCGCCUUCCAGUGCUCCGCCAAGCACCAGCUGGAGGGACCGGGCAUCAUCACCUGUGUCUGGAAUGGGAACGAUACCCACUGGACAGCCGGAACGCCCUCCUGCAAUCCCAUAUCAAAAUAUGAGACUUUUGGAUUUAAGGUCGCAGUGAUUGCCUCCAUCGUGAGCGGUGCCGUCAUUCUGCUGAUGUCCAUGGCUUUUUUAACUUGUUGUCUUAUCAAGUGUGUGAAGAAAAGUGAGAGGAGGAGGACUCAAAGAGAUAUGCAGCUGUGGUACCAGCUCAGAACUGAAGAACUAGAGCACAUGCAAGCUGCUUACUUUGGUUUUAAGGGAAGAAACAAUAACAACAACAAUAAGAAACUCAGGAACAAAUCUGUAUUUGAUGAUGUGGCUAACGUGGCAUAUGAUAACCAAGGCUUCUACAGGUUCCAGGAGGAGUGGACUCGGGACACCACAGCUCCUGUGUGCUGCAAAGACCAGGAUCACCUGCCCAAGUUAACCAAGAGCCGUAGUGCACCCCUGAACCAAGCGGUACCAGGACCCCGCGCUGCAGUACAGAGCGUGGAUACAAUACAUGUCGUUGAAGUCUACAGACAUACGGAUAGUUGUAACAAACCAAACUGUCGGAUACCUGGAUAGCUAGUGGCUGAAAUACAAUCGCUCCUCUGGACCAAAAUGAAAUUUGGAUAGAAAUAUGUGCCUUAAAGACAACAUAGAAAGUUAAUUAUUCAUAUGAAUUUGGAAGUUUUCUAUAUUCCAAGAUGGUUAUUUAACAGAAAUGCUUCAAGGUCUGCUAUGAAUAAAAAAAUGAAUGCUGAGGCUGGCAGUCCAUAGCCAUUCUCUGUGGUGUGCUAUGUAUCAUGACCAUGGCAAAAGCAUGAUAUCAUCCUCCUCUACAUCUAGAGAAAAGUGGUAGCCAGUUUGUAUAUUUGCCUCAUACAAAAUCACUGAUCAUAAUUACGCAUUCAUAAAAUUGCAACCUUCUUUUAACCAGUGUUUUUUGUAAGCAUUUCGGAAUGAAAAAUCCCCCAUAUUUUUACACAGUAGUAUGAUAGAACUACAAUAAAUUUUUUGUUUUAACUAAAAUCCCCUGUUGUUGCAUAUCAGGAAGGCUUUUUUGUUCAGUUCAGCUGCUGCUCAUUGAGAGACCUUGUGGGACUGGGUGCAGCUGAGGCACAUCCAGCUCCAGCAGCCUGUGGAGAGGGGGAGCGAUGAGGAAUGUGCUGCCCCAUGAGGGCUCGUACCUCAUUUUAUCCAUUUUGAAUAGUUAAGUAACUGAUAUGGCUCUUACUCUGCUGUUUAUAGGCACACACAUGUAUAUCUGAAAGUCACAGUAUAGUUAUUUUUGUUCAAGUUGAAGCCUUUUUUAUUCUCUUGUCAUCAGCUGUCUAAUGGGUAUUGUCACAUUCCUGUAAUGAUGGAAAUACGAUCUUACAACAAACCCUGGUAAGUGUUUUACGGUAUGUCCCACUUGUUAUGAAUCAGGAGUCCUCUUAAGCCCUUCAGUUCUGAAGUUUCAGUUCUGAAACUCAAAUUAUUGUAGCUUGCUGGCAGGCCUAGAAAUACCCUGUUCCAUCCUGGCCAUACUUGCCAGAGAUCAAAACCACAAUCUUGAACUUCAUCUGUGUGGAAGUCACAGCAAAGGAGCUUCGGGUUUGUUCCUAAUAAGCUCCGUUAUGUACAUUUCAACAGCCUGCACCGCUACAAUGCACUCUGCAUAUGUGCUGCAAAAAGAAUAAUGGAUAUACUUCUCAACACUACUUCCAGUUAAGUUCUUGAUUCAUUAAUACUAGCCAAUGCUUAUCAGGACAUAUUUGUGCUGUGACCCAUUUUGUCUGCAGUUUUUCGGUACCCUCCCAGGCCCGUGCACCCUCUGUACCCAGAUGUGCUCCUGCAUCCCCUGCACGCUCUCUGGCUGCGAUGGGGCCCCUCCGGCUCCACUGCCCAUGCCAGCCCGGCUGCAGCCGCCCCAGCAGCUCGCAGGGUGGCUGGUGAUGUUUGGGAGGAUGCAAAGGGCUUCGAAAGAUUUUGGGAAGAUGGGUUAUAAAGUCUCAAUGCAAGGCAGUUCCUGAGGGACGAGGUGGAGGCCCUAGCAGGGUGUUCUCAAGUGGAAAAUGCAAUGCAAGGAUGUGAAAUCUCUGCACAAAGAUGUGUGCUCCAGCCAUCACAGCAGCAGCUCUGCCUCACUGCUGGCGUGGGGCUGCCUGGACGGACAGUGGGGAUGGCAGGACAGUGGGGACAGAAGGGACGGCAAGACAUCAAGGAUGCCAGGGCAGCAGGAAAUGUGUCAUGAGGAUGGAGCCAGGCUCUUCUCGGUGGCAACCAAUUGCAGGACAAGGGGCAAUGGGUUCAAACUGGAACACAAGAGGUUUCACUUAAAUAUGGGAAGAAACUUCUUCCCAGUGAGGGUGCCAGAGCCUGGCCCAGGCUGCCCAAGGAGGUUGUGGAGUCUUCUUCUCUGCAGACAUUCCAACCCGCCUGGACACCUUCCUGUGUAACCUCAUCUGGGUGUUCCUGCUCCAUGGGGGGAUUGCACUGGAUGAGCUUUCCAGGUCCCUUCCAACCCCUGACAUUCUGGGAUUCUGUGAAUGGCAGGACAGCAGGGACAGCAGGACAGUGGGGACAGCAGGACAGCAUGGACACUGGGCUCCAUCAGCAGAGGAAAGUGCCCCUAGGCCCUGGUUGAGAACAGGGCUUCAAUUGCAUCCAUGGUGAAGGUCUGCAAGAGGAUGAAACAAAAACAAAAUGUGGGAAGAGAAGGAGCAUAGAGAGGAAUAAAGGCUGGGAAAACCAGCCAAACAUCUGAGAUGCUGCUAUGCAAAUGGCUGGUACAUUAGAAUUAAAUGCAAAAAGAAUUAUAGAAUGAUGGAAUGGUUUGGGUUGGAAGGGACAUGUGGACACUGUCUAGUCCAAGCACCUGCUAAAGCAGAUUGCACACGAAUGUGUCCAGGCAGGGUUUGAGUAUCUCCAGAGAAACAGCCUCCAGACUUUCCAUGUAAUAAAAUGUACAACUUACUGAGAGUUACAAGUGCUUGUGGGACAAAUGAUAGGACUAGGACCUCGGCAUGGUAAGUUAAUAGCUUGUUCCAGUAGGACAGGUGAGAAGAACAGCCUAUACAUUCUCUGAAGUUCAGCAUGAGUUGAAAUGCUUAUUAAUUAAUGUCUGCAGCUGGAGAACGGAGGGCAAAGGAGUGUGGGCUGCUGGGCGUUGAGCACCUACUCUACAGAUCGGAGGAGGAGCUGGCAGGAGUUUGCCUGGGGAAAUAACAGAACCGUCUUUAACAUUGAGUGGCUUUAUUAGUCUAAUUCUCUGCUAGAAAGUGUCCAGCCACCAGGAGUUCAAAUAAAUGUCUCGGUGACUGCUUUAUUUGCAAAGGUGGCGGGAAAUGGGGUGGCAGUUGCUUUUGACUAUAGCAAGGAAAAACUUGUUAAAAAUCAAAAGUGACAUUUGGGCGAAUGUGAUAAGAAGUAACAUUACAUUUUUAAGAAAAAGAGGAAGAGCAGCAGAAUAAGGAAAAUGGACUUUAAAAAGGCGAACUUUGACUUACUGAAUAAGUACAAAGGAUCUAUGAAGAAACAAUCUGAUAGAGCUGGCAGUCACUAGCAGCAAGUGUCUAAGGGCAUGCCAGGCAAACUGAUGCAGAGGACAGCAAGAGCCUGACAACAGCUGUCUCAGGAACUCUGAGAACACAAAAA